CAACAGUUAGUUGUUAGUUUUUACUUUACUUUAUGUUUAUAGUUUAAUAGUUUUUAGCUUGCUUGCUUGCACUGCAGUGCAGUUGCAGCUGCAGCCUUGAACCCUGGUCCCUUGGUUUAGGUUUAGAUUUGGGAAUGUGGGAUGUGGUAGUAGUAAAAUUGUUAUAAAAUUACAUACAGGAAAUAAAAUUUAAGGAAAUGGAAGUAAAACAAGAAAUCAGUGAGCAGACGUGUGGGGUAGAAAUAGAUAAUAAUGGAGUGGAUGAUGUUCGUUUGGAGAACUUUAAAUCUGAAAUUAAGGAAGAAUCCAAUUUAGAAAGUACAGAUUAUCCUUUGGAAUGUUUGGAUUUGAAGGAAUUUCCAAUAAAGACUAAAAUAGAAAAAGAUGGAAAUGAAGUUACCUGUUUUGAAGAAAAACAAAAUACCACACAAAGUUUUACUCUGAACGAGAACAAAAUGAAAAUUAUGGAAACAUUUUCUGAACAUUCAUCUCAUAAAGAACCCCAUAUGAGUCCACAUGCCGAAGGAAAAACUGUAAAUGAAAUUGUAAAAGUUCAGACCACACACGGAUCUUACAAUUGUGAAAUUUGUUUAAAGCAGUUCUCUGUAAAAAGUAAUUUGAAAGCACAUUUAGUGGUGCACACUAGGGAAAGACCUCACAAGUGUAAAAUUUGUUUUAAACAGUUUAGUCAAGCAGGUACUUUGAAAAUACAUUUGAGAGGGCACACUGGAGAAAAACCUCACAAGUGUAAAAUUUGUUUUAAGCAGUUUGGCCGAGCAGGUACUUUGAAAAUACAUUUGAGAGUACACACUGGAGAAAAACCUCACAAGUGUGAAAUCUGUUUUAAACAGUUUAGUCAAGCUGAUAAUUUGAAAACUCAUUUGAGAAUACACACUGGAGAAAAACCACUUAAGUGUGAAAUUUGUUUUAAACAGUUUAGCCAAGCAGGUUCUUUGAAAACACAUUUGAAAUUGCACACUGAAGAACAGUCUUACACAUGUAAAAUUUGUUUUAAACAAUUUAGCCAAGCAGGUUAUUUGAAAAGACAUUUGAGAGUGCACACUUGGAAAAAAUCUUACAAUUGUGAAAUUUGUUUUAAGCAGUUUAGCCAAGCAGAUUCUUUGAAAGCACAUUUGAUAGUGCACAGCGGAGAAAAACCUUUCGAGUGUGAAAUUUGUUUUAAGCAGUUUUUUAAGAACAGUAGCUUGAAAUUACAUUUGAAAACACACACUGAAGAACAACCUCACAAGUGUGAAAUUUGUUUGAAGCCAUUUUCUACAGCAGGUAAUUUGAAAAGACAUUUGUUAGUGCACACUGGGGAAAAACUUUAUGAGUGUGAAAUUUGUUUUAAACAGUUUAACCAAGCAGGUAAUUUGAAAACACACAUGAUAUUGCAUACUGGUGAAAAACCUUACGCUGGAGAACAAUUUAACACAUGUAACAUUUGUUUUAAACAGUUUGGCAAAGCAAGUUCUUUGAAAACACAUUUGAGAUUGCAUACUGGAGAAAAACCUCACAAGUGUGAAAUUUGUUUUAAGCAGUUUAGUCAAGCUGAUGGUUUGAAAACUCAUAUGAGAAUACACACUGGAGAAAAACCUCAUAAGUGUGAAAUUUGUUUCAAGAAUUUUCCCGAAAAAGCUAGAUUAAAAAGACAUUUGAUGGUACACACGGGUGAAAAACCUCACAAGUGUGGAAUUUGUUGUAAGCAGUUUUCUGUAAAAAGUAAUUUGAAAACACAUUUCAGAUUGCACACCAGAGAAAAUACAUAAGGGGCUAUCCUAACGUUCUUACUUUCAGUAGACCCAUUGAUACCUUUCGGUGUUAAGCCAUUUAUUCAAUCUUAAAUAAGUGUCUGUAGUUGCGUCUAGCUCUUAAACUUUCUCCAUUCUUACCUUUUGGUUGCCAUUUGUGUUGCUUCUUGCCAAGUUUUCCCCUUACUUUGUAGUAUCUGGGAGAUGUCACUAUUCCAUUUUUUAACGGGUCGUCCUCUUCUGUUCUUCCCUAUUGGUUUUGCUUCCCACACUCUUUUCACUUGUCUGUUAUUCUGCCCUGCUUAGUAAAAACGUCCGAUCUACAAUUUUCGUCUUUUCGUGGUAAUGCUAUAUUCCACUACUAGUAGACAUUUAUCAUCUUAUUACUUAGUCAGAAAGUCCAUUCUGCCACCUCAAAUCGUACAAAAUUAUAAAUUUGUUUGUCCUUUCUACAAUUAACAGCUGUUGUGCUUAGAAUAAAUGUUCUAUAUGCUGACUAUAGUUAAAGCAUCCUAUCUGCAUCAAAAAUUGUGAAGAUAUGACUUUUUGGCUAAGUAAGUCAUGUUGAAAUCAUUCAACGGGUGAAAUUAAUGUUGACCUAGUGCUUAUACGAAAUAUAAUAUACGACAAGGGAAAUUACUAUAAAUCAUAAUGAAUACCCGAUCGCUUCUCAUACAGACAUUUUAAAAAUAUUUGGAUGUGAUAAUUAUUGUUGAUUUAUUGAAGUAUAAAAUACGUAAUAGUUUUGCCGCUGAAAUAAACUUAUCUAGUGAGAAAACGCAGUUAGUAAAAUUGAUGCUACUAUAGUAUGUGGUCUACCGUCUUGUUUCUUCUAUAGUUUGCGGUCUACCGAGGGAUGCGAUAUAUAAGCUGUAUUUUAUUACAAUGCCGACAAAAACAACUUUUUCAAAGUGAAUAAAACGCAUAAAUCAAGAAUUAUUAUUUUAAUUUUACAAAUUAUUACUUAAUAAUAAUAAUAAUGUAAUUUGUCAUAUCAAUUUGCAAUUUUAGUUGAGAAAUAGCCAAUUGUUCAAGGCUUAUUCUCAACUAAAAUAGUAAAUUGAUGUGAAAAAGUAUUAAGUUGUAAAAUUAAAAUAAUAAUUCUUCUGACUUAUGCGCUUUAUUCAUUUUAUAAAGAUUGUUUUUGUUGGUACUGUAUACAUGUGGGCUCAUCACCAUAUUAUUUUUUCGGAAGGGUUUGCACACAAUAAUGUACAUCGUUCUAGGCGAAAUUUUUAUUAAAGCACUAAUAAACAUUUAUACCUACUACUACUAUUUAGGAAUAUACAAUAUAAACUAUAGCCAAAUUUAGUUUCUUUACUAUUAUGCAAAUAACACCGUAAUCUUUUAUUUAUUUAUUUAUUUACUGCAUCCAUUUACAAAAGUUUUACAAGCUACACCUUAACCACAAUAAAUGAUUAAAAUAAUAAACACAUCAGAAUAAUACAAACAUAAAAGAAUAAUGCAGAACUACAUACAACAAACUUAUUGUAAGAUAUUUUCCCAGGGUAUGCGCAAAUAUUAAGCCCUCUUUUCAUAUAAAAUGGCCUGAUAGAUUUACUUUCAUUUCGUUUUACAUUUAUUUUGCUCCACAUGUUUAUUACUUGUGAAUAAAUAUUUUUUCUCUACAAGAGUUUUCUUUCGUUUCAUUAUUUUGUGCAAAUCCUUUAGGUAGAUCUCACCCCCGAGAUAGACCGCAUAUUAUUAGUAGCACCGUAAAAUUUUAAUUAUCAUUCAUACGUAUUUUGCACCAAAUGUUUAUUACUUGCAAAUACAUAUUUUUUCUACAAGAAUUUUCUUGAAUUUCAUUAUUUUGUGCAAAUCCUUCACGUAGAUCACAUCCCUGAGGUAGAACGCAUACUAUUAGCAGCACUGUAAAAUUUUAAGUGUCAUUCAUAUUCAAACUAAAAAAGUCCUAUCUGAAAAAUUAAGAAUUCUAAAUAACCUACACAUUAUUAAUACUUAGUUAAAAAGUCCUAUCUAUCAAAUCUCAAACUUGGAGUUAUUUUAGUGAUUGCCUGUAAAUCAAAAAAAAAAUUAAUCCUAAUUAACUGCUAAUGGCAAAAGUCUGCUUUUUAAAAUGAGGAUGGCACAGUAUUAACUAUAGAUAUCGCUUUUUUCUCAAAAGUCUAAUAUUGUCAGUUAGGACGUUUUUACUUAGCAGGGCAGUAUUGUCCAUCCGGGUUAGAUGUCCGAACCAUGCCAAUUUUUUCUCCUUAAUUGUGUCGAGUAUCGGUUUGAUCUCGAGUCUUUCUCUUAUUCCCUCAUUUCUUAAUUUAUUUGUUUUUCUUACUCCGAUCGUUUUUCUAAGGUAUUUCAUCUCUGCUGCCUGAAUUCUGCUAUUUUGUUUUCUGCUCCGUAUGUCACCGUAGGUCUAUAUAUUGUUUUGUAUGUUGUCAUCUUGGUCUUUGUUGAUAUUUCUUUAUUAUUAAGGAAUCCUCUACCUAGUGCUUGGAAUAGUUUUCCAUUCUGUUGUUAAGAUCGUCCUAGAUGUCUCCUUUGUUGUUGAUUACUGUUCCCAACUAUUUGUAUGAAUUUGUCUGUAUUAUUUUUGUUGAUCUACCAUUACUUUUACUUGAUCUUCCGUCCCUUGUUAUUUUCAUUAUCUGAGUCUUGUCUUUGUUUACAUUUAAGUUGUAUAAGUUAUAUUUCAGUUUUUCUGCUGUUUCCGCAAUUAGUACUAUGUGGUCUGCAAAUAUAUACAUCUCAGAUUUGGGAUCGCUAUUUUAAUUUCCAUUCACCCAUCUCUUCCAUUCUUUUCUGUUUUCUGUCAUUAUUUUCAAUUUCUCGAGUGAUUUUUCUUAAACUUUUCCCGCCUCUACUACUUGCUGUAUCCAUUUUUUUCUUGGUCUGCCUCUUUUUCUUUGCUUCGUGAACUUUUCUUGUAAUUCUGUUGGGUUGCAUCCUCAUCAAAUGCCCAUACCAGUUCAUUUGUCUCUUUUUUAGUUUAUUCAUUAUUGGUUCUUCGCUGGCCAUUCUCCUAAUAGUCUCGUUGCUUAAUCUAUAUCAUUUUGACUUUCCAACUAUCCUUCUUAAAUGUCUCAUCUCCAUUGAAUUUAUUCUGCUCUUAUGUUUUUUCAGAAUUGUCCGGUUUUCACUUGCAUAGAGCAGUCAGUAUCACUAUUGUGUUAUAUAUUUUUAUUUUUGUCUCUCUUAUAAGUUCUUUUUUCACAGUAUUGGUGCUAACGCAUAGCAUAACUUGUUUGAUUUCUUUGCUCUAUUUGUUAUUUUCCAGUCUAUUUUUCCGUCAUUGAUAAUGAUACUUCCCAGGUAUUCGUAAGUUGUAACUAUGUAUUUUCAGUUCUGAGUUUUUGCAUUUCAUCUUUAUCUUCUUUGCCGUUUAUUAUCAUUAUUUUUCCUUUUUCCUCGUUUUUUUCCAUUUUUAGUUCUUCUAUUUGCUCUACCCAUGUAUCCAUUAGUUUCUGCAUUUUGUUCUCGGAAUCUGCUAUUAGUACUAUGUCGUCCGCAUACAUUAAGGAAUCUAUUGUUACCGGUUGUAAUCUAUGGUAUCCUAUUAUUGUCUGUAGUUGGUUGGUUAUUACUUUAAUUUUGAAGUGAAAACUUCUUUAGGGACGUUGUGCGAUUUUUGGAUAGGGGAAAAAGCAUUGAAUUCGCGACCGUCAUCGCAUUUAAAUUUAAAAUAGAUGUAAAACCUACUUUAGGAUGGAGAAAAAGGAUUAGAAUUUUGUACAUAUAUAGGUAUAUUAUGUGUAUGUAUAUAUAAAUUGUAUGGAAGUAUUUAAAUUUAAAAUAAAUGUAAAACCUAUUUUAGGA
Diabrotica virgifera virgifera (western corn rootworm) is the source of this 5525-nucleotide messenger RNA. RefSeq names its product zinc finger protein 235-like. The record is from RefSeq and is a predicted model, not a curated record. The transcript has 2 exons. Lineage: Eukaryota; Metazoa; Arthropoda; Insecta; Coleoptera; Chrysomelidae. Gene Ontology annotation, biological process: regulation of transcription by RNA polymerase II. The coding region runs from base 198 to 1769 and encodes 523 amino acids. Gene Ontology annotation, cellular component: nucleus. Gene Ontology annotation, molecular function: DNA-binding transcription activator activity, RNA polymerase II-specific; RNA polymerase II cis-regulatory region sequence-specific DNA binding.